CUGCUCUACACUGAAGCCGCCACUUCUGUUUCUCACAACAGAUUGAAAAUCUUCGAGACCACAACAGCUUUUACUACGAAGUCAACAAAAGGUCCACUUAAGUAGAUUCUACGAAGUGAAGCUACAUCUACAACAUUAUACAGGAUCAACAACAUUAUAAACCAUCUUCAAGAUGUUGAAACUUUCCACCACCUCCUCCCUCGUCCUUCUGCUAGCAUCGGCAGGGGGCACCGCAGAUGGGAUUCGAGUUCGCACUUCGACGGCAGAGAUGCGCAAAGCCCGCAUCGCGGUCCGCGAAGAUAUGGCAGUGAUCGCCCAAAACGAACAGCUUCUGGGAGAGCACGUCGAAUCGUUGUCCUCGGUGUUGGAGGCAGCUAGGGAUUUUUUGAGUUAUGAGGUGAGACGUGAUGUAGUUUGAGGAGGUGUGGUCAGGUCUGUCUAGUUGAGAAAUCUUGAUCACUCAGUUUGCUAGCCAAUGGCAAACCUCGUUUAAUGUGCAGAUAGCCGAAGAUUCUUUGUCUUAGGCCUUCAACACAGAGGACAGUUGUCUUAGGCUUUGAACACAGAGGACAGUCUUCACGCCUUUCCCUUCUAAUCUCUCUCCUCCGAUCCGGAAUCGGAUAUUACCAAGCGCAUGCCUGCCGACGUCAAGGAAGCCUAUCUCAAACUGAAGGAUCAUUCGAAAACGGGCAGCAACUCCGUAGCAAACGUGCUGAAUAGUGUCAUGAGUGGCCCAGCGAUUAUGGUCCCGAUGUUGCAGGGCAUGUACGAGAAAUUCAAAGGUAAUUUGCAUUUUGAUAGAGUAAAUUUUUCUUCUCCAUUGUUCCCAAAGACUUUUAUAUCCUUUUUAGUACUCACUAAGCCGGCUUUGACUUUGAACCUUUUCACCUCACCACCAAGGUGACAUCAAGCGUGCCAACGCCCAGGAGAAGCGUGCUGCUGACCGCGUCCAAAAGCAGGAGGCUGAGUAUGUGGAAUUCCAGAAAGAGGGAAAGACUUUCUUGCUGGCCCAGAAGCAAAAGGUGAUUGACUAUUACUUAUGGAGAUGGGUCGUGUGGAACCACGUAGAAUCGAAUGAAGAAACGAUUCUACGUCAAUUAGUUACAUGAUAGUAGUCAAUUCUUAGAGGAAUAGAUUCAGCGUCAGGGAAGUCUACUUCCUGUUAAAUGCUAGCUUCCAUGUCACCGCUUUCGCCCUUUCCCACCUUUAAUUCCCAAGCGCCAAAAGGAGAUCCAGCACAACCAUUACCGAACUUUGCUAAAGAUGGCCCACAACAUGAUGGGAAGGAUCAAGAAGGUGAAGAACAUGUGCGCCGAUGCCGCAGCUGGCAAGAAGCUGUCCCAGAAGGAACUGCAGGAGUUGAACCUGAUUGCCCCACGAACGGGAGCUGGUGCAGCGAGGGAGAACCUCUAAAGGUGGUUUGCUGGUGAGAACUUGUGAGAAUCUACUUGUUGAAGAGUGGACUAUGGAAGUAGCGAUCUCGACGAUCAUGGGAAGUAAACGCAUAGAACCGUGGAGAGAAAGGCAAGAUGAAUUUUGAAAAGAUUAUUGGUUUUCUAUAUUUUUCAGAAAGAACAACAAGGAAUGAAGCCCGAGUAUGUAGAGUUUUGGAUGUACGGAAUGUCUAAGAACCAGGAUGUUAGACCACCUUUUUUUCCUCGAGAUGAUACACGUUGAUGAAUUGAACAGUUGUUGUUGAAUAUAUUGCGUUCGAAAGGAAUGCGUCCUUCUUUCGUCUCACACACUUGGAUACCUCAAGUUCGUAAGAUUUUUUCACAAACUAUGGCCUUCCGUGGGUGAUCAUGGUUGCGG
Amoebophrya sp. A25 is the source of this 1812-nucleotide messenger RNA. The record is from the annotation of a GenBank genome assembly. NCBI's taxonomy places the organism in Eukaryota, Dinophyceae, Syndiniales, Amoebophryaceae.